Molecule: messenger RNA, 1031 nt
Organism: Pezoporus flaviventris
Lineage: Eukaryota; Metazoa; Chordata; Aves; Psittaciformes; Psittacidae
Gene: MRPL46
Product: mitochondrial ribosomal protein L46
Exons: 4
Coding region: 16-840 (274 amino acids)
Cellular component (GO): mitochondrial large ribosomal subunit
Molecular function (GO): structural constituent of ribosome
Source: RefSeq, a predicted model, not a curated record
GAGCGGGGAGGAAACAUGGCGGCGAGCAGCGCGGUGCAUUGUGGCCUGCGCCACAGCGCAAUGGCAGCGCCCAGGCAGCGGGCGGCGGGCUGGGCACGGGGGGCUUGCACCGCGGCCGCGCCCCGGUCCUGGCGGCUCUUCGGGGCCAUGUGCCUGCUGAGGCUGCCCCGCAUCACGCAGCCGCUCGAGAAGGAGGAGGAAGAGAUGACGGCUCUCAUGGGGCAGAUAGAGCUGGAGAAAAGCCACUACUCAGACCAUGAAAUCCGCAAGCUGGAGGAGGAGGAGCUGAUCCGGAGGAGGAAGGAAAGCGCCUACGAUGAUGAAGUGCCCGGCAAAACGGUCAUCAUGGCUCGGGACCUGGAGGACAAGUGGGAACAGAAGUUCCUUCGAUUCAAAGCUGCUCCGCGGAUAACAGAUGCUGAUGAAAGCAACAGUCGAACAUCACUGAACAGGAAGCUGGACAGAAACCUGAUGCUUCUGGUGAAGCAGAAAAUCGGCAACCAGGAGCUGUGGCUCCUGCCUCAAGAGGAAUGGCAGCCUGGGGAGACGCUGCGAAGCACGGCUGAGCGAGCCAUGGCUAACUUCUUAGGAGACCACAUUGAAGCCAAAGUCCUGGGGAAUGCUCCAUACGGGAUUUACAAGUAUAAAUUCCCCAGGGCCAUCAGGACUGAAGAUAUUGUGGGAGCUAAAGUAUUCUUCUUCAAAGCCUUCCUCCAGAGCAGUGACUUGUCCCAGACAGAGCUGAAGGGGAAUCACCUGUGGGUCACAAAGGACGAGCUGGGAGAUUACUUGAAGCCAGAAUACCUGAAGAAAGUCAAUCGAUUCCUUCUGGACUUGUAAGGGAUGGGCUGUGCUCCAGCAGAUGGGGAGGAUGUGGGAUGCAACUCCAGGGAGGAGCACAGCUGCUGCUUUGCAUGGUCUGUGUGUAUGAGAUGUUAAUGUGGGCUCUGGAGGAUAAUUUGCCUUUGCCUUAUUUGCCACUUCUCUUCACCAGGCCUGUACUGAAUAAAUAUUAAAACUUCUACUUGGAA